AGAUGGCCGACAGCAUACCUUUAAAUCCCGUACGGAAGAGUUCAAGAAAACCAGCGUAUUAUAACGCUGGCAGACCUGCCAGGUGCGUAGAGGGUUGGAUUAUGAUUUUCAAACUCAUCUUUUAACACAAGGCACUCGCGUACCAGCUUGAAGACGAAUACUCAAGCCUUGAUGAGAUGCCCUUGAUGAUGUCAGAGGAAGCAUUCGAAAACGACGACAGCGACUAUCAGACGCUACCCAGAGCCAGAGUCAGUCAAAGACGAAGAGGACUGGCCUGGUUCCUCUGUGGUGGAUGGAAGGUCCUGUGCAGCAGCUGUUGUGAAUGUCUGGUUCACACAUGUCGCAGGAAGAAGGAGCUAAAGCCUCGGACAGUCUGGUUGGGACAUCCCGAGAAAUGUGAAGAGAGGUACCCUAAAAAUGCCAUCAAGAACCAGAAGUACAACAUUGUCACUUUUGUGCCAGGGGUACUUUACCAGCAAUUUAAGUUCUUCCUCAACUUGUAUUUUCUGGUGGUUGCUUGUUCUCAGUUUGUUCCAUCGCUGAAGAUCGGAUAUUUGUACACCUACUGGGCCCCGCUGGGCUUUGUGUUGGCCGUCACUAUGGUGAGAGAAGCGGUUGAUGAAGUUCGGCGAUGCAGGCGAGAUAAAGAGAUGAACUCUCAGCUGUACAGUAAACUCACAAUGAGAGGGAAGAUCAAUGUAAAGAGCUCAGACAUACAGGUCGGAGAUUUAAUCAUUGUGGAAAAGAAUCAGAGGAUUCCUGCUGAUAUGAUUUUCCUGAGGACCUCAGAGAAGACCGGUUCGUGUUUUAUUAGAACAGAUCAGCUGGAUGGAGAGACAGACUGGAAGCUGAAAAUUGCGGUCGCUUGCACUCAAAGACUUUCUGCUUUAGGGGAUCUCUUUUCCAUCAGUGCCUACGUUUACGCCCAGAAGCCCCAACUGGACAUUCACAGUUUCGAGGGGAACUUCACAAGGGAGGACUGCGACCCUCCCAUCCACGAGAGCUUGAGCAUCGAGAACACGCUGUGGGCCAGCACCGUCGUGGCAUCCGGUACGGUCAUAGGUGUAGUGAUAUAUACCGGAAAAGAGACCAGAAGUGUGCUCAACACUUCACAGUCCAAAAACAAGGUGGGGCUGCUGGACCUGGAGUUAAACAGACUGACAAAAGCUCUCUUCCUGGCCCAGGUGGUUCUGGCUAUUGUUAUGGUCGCUCUGCAAGGCUUUCUUGGGCCUUGGUUUCGUAACCUGUUUCGUUUCGUGGUUCUGUUCUCGUACAUCAUCCCCAUCAGUCUGAGAGUGAACCUGGACAUGGGGAAGUCAGCAUAUGGAUGGAUGAUAAUGAAGGAUGAGAAUAUUCCAGGUACCGUGGUCCGAACAAGCACCAUACCAGAGGAGCUUGGGCGGCUGGUGUAUCUGCUCACAGAUAAAACAGGCACUUUAACGCAGAAUGAAAUGUUCUUCAGACGCCUCCAUCUUGGUACCGUCUCGUACGGAACGGACACCAUGGAUGAGAUCCAAAGUCACAUCAUACAGUCCUACGCUCAGGUGAGCACGGCACAAUCUAACGACAGUAGCGCAAGCUCAACACCCUCCCGUAAACCUCAGCCUCCCGCUCCGAAGGUCCGAAAGAGCGUUAGCAGUCGGAUACACGAAGCCGUGAAAGCCAUCGCCCUCUGCCAUAAUGUCACGCCGGUGUACGAGUCCCGCGCAAGCAACGGUGCCAGCACCGAGCCGGAGGGCACGGAGGCCGACCAGGACUUCAGCGACGACAACCGCACCUAUCAAGCCUCUAGUCCUGAUGAGGUGGCUCUGGUGCGCUGGACAGAAAGCAUUGGCUUGACUCUAGUCAACCGAGACCUGACAUCCCUCCAGCUGAAGACCCCAGCUGGACAAAUCCUGACGUACUUCAUCCUCCAGAUCUUCCCUUUUACCUCUGAGAGCAAGCGCAUGGGUAUCAUCGUCAGGGAGGAGGCUACUGGUGACAUCACGUUUUACAUGAAAGGAGCCGAUGUUGCCAUGGCGAGCAUUGUACAGUACAAUGAUUGGCUGGAGGAGGAGUGUGGAAACAUGGCCAGAGAGGGACUGCGGACACUGGUGGUGGCCAAAAAAUCACUCAGUGAAGAGCAGUACCAAGACUUUGAGAAUCGAUAUAACCAGGCCAAGUUGAGCAUUCAUGAUCGUGCUCUGAAGGUGGCAGCAGUGGUGGAGAGUCUGGAGAGAGAGAUGGAGCUUCUGUGUCUCACUGGGGUUGAGGAUCAACUGCAGGCUGAUGUCAGACCGACGCUAGAGCUCCUUCGCAACGCUGGGAUCAAGAUUUGGAUGUUAACAGGAGACAAGCUUGAAACUGCAACUUGUAUCGCCAAAAGCUCUCAUUUAGUGUCCAGAAAUCAAGAUAUCCACGUUUUCAGACCGGUGUCCAAUCGUGGUGAGGCUCAUUUGGAGCUGAAUGCCUUCAGGAGGAAACAUGACUGUGCCCUGGUCAUCUCUGGAGACUCUCUGGAGGUGUGUCUGCGAUACUACGAGCAUGAGUUUGUGGAGCUGGCGUGUCAGUGUCCCGCUGUGGUUUGCUGUCGCUGCUCUCCCACGCAGAAAGCUCAGAUCGUUCGAUUGCUACAACAACACACGGCCAACAGAACGUGUGCCAUAGGUGAUGGAGGAAAUGAUGUCAGCAUGAUCCAGGCAGCAGACUGUGGUAUCGGUAUUGAAGGAAAGGAGGGAAAACAGGCAUCUCUGGCUGCAGAUUUCUCCAUAACCCAGUUCAAGCACAUCGGCAGGCUGCUGAUGGUACAUGGCCGCAACAGCUACAAACGCUCGGCGGCUCUCGGCCAGUUUGUCAUGCACCGCGGCAUGAUCAUUUCCACCAUGCAGGCUGUGUUUUCCUCCAUUUUCUACUUUGCCUCUAUUCCCCUGUAUCAAGGCUUUCUCAUGGUGGGUUACGCCACCGUUUACACCAUGUUCCCUGUCUUUUCCCUGGUGUUGGAUCAGGAUGUGAAACCUGAUAUGGCUUUGCUCUAUCCUGAGCUUUAUAAAGACCUCACUAAGGGCCGCUCCCUGUCCUUUAAGACCUUCCUGAUUUGGGUUUUGAUAAGUGUGUAUCAAGGGGGCAUCCUGAUGUAUGGGGCACUGGUGCUGUUUGAUCAGGAGUUUGUUCAUGUGGUUGCCAUCUCCUUCACUGCUCUGAUCCUGACUGAACUGUUGAUGGUGGCGUUGACCAUUCGCACCUGGCAUUGGCUUAUGGUUGUGGCUGAGCUCAUCAGUCUCGGCUGUUACCUCGCUUCACUCGCCUUCCUCAAUGAAUACUUUGGCAUAGGUCGUGUGACCUUAGGAGCUUUCCUGGAUCUUUCGUUCAUCACGACACGGGUGUUCUUGUGGAAGGUGUGCGCCAUCACGUUGGUCAGCUGUCUGCCUCUCUACAUCAUCAAAUAUCUGAAGCGGAAGUUCUCGCCUCCCAGUUACUCCAAACUGUCCUCUUGAGCUUUCCAGUGUUUACACGGUGUCAACAGGCAUGCAAAUCUUUUAAGCACACUUGAUGGCUACAUAAGCCACCGUGACACACAGAUCUGAUUCACAGCUUGUUAACGCUGAGCGCGAUGUUAACUUAAGUUAACAUCAGCGUACUCGCUGUAUGAGGCUGUUUAUAUAUGCUUAUGCAAUGGCAUGAUGUGAUGCAUAUAUGUACGUAUGACUGGCAUAAGUGAGACGGUUGUAGGGGAAGACAGCAAGUUGUACUGAAUACUUGAAGAGACUAAGGCACAAAAAUGAGACCAAGAUAAACAAAAGGAAAAUAACCAAAAGGUUGUGGGGACACACACUGAAAUGACAGUUGACAGAAAUGUCUUUCUUUCUUGUAUUUCAAUGAAAGUGAAUGAGAACUGGGCUGUCUAUCUCUAUAAUGACAGCUUUGGAAGAGGGUGAGUAAAUGCAGAAUUUUCACUUUGUGGUGAACUCUUCCUUUAAAUGUUUAAAGGAUUAGUCCAUUUUAUUAAAUAAAAAAAAUUCAGAUAAUUUACUUACGACCAUGUCAUCCAAAAUGUUGAUGUCUUUCUUUGUUCAGUCGAGAAGAAAUUAUGUUUUUUGAGGAAA
This is a messenger RNA of Misgurnus anguillicaudatus (oriental weatherfish), 4082 nucleotides long. RefSeq names its product ATPase phospholipid transporting 9B (gene atp9b). Gene Ontology annotation, cellular component: trans-Golgi network; endosome; plasma membrane. Gene Ontology annotation, biological process: endocytosis; phospholipid translocation; retrograde vesicle-mediated transport, Golgi to endoplasmic reticulum. NCBI's taxonomy places the organism in Eukaryota, Metazoa, Chordata, Actinopteri, Cypriniformes, Cobitidae. The record is from RefSeq and is a predicted model, not a curated record. Gene Ontology annotation, molecular function: ATP hydrolysis activity; ATP binding; magnesium ion binding.